Messenger RNA from Notolabrus celidotus (New Zealand spotty), 6893 nucleotides. It is a transcript of the gene tbc1d4, whose product is annotated as TBC1 domain family, member 4. The record is from RefSeq and is a predicted model, not a curated record. NCBI's taxonomy places the organism in Eukaryota, Metazoa, Chordata, Actinopteri, Labriformes, Labridae. Bases 725 to 4513 code for a protein of 1262 amino acids. The transcript is spliced from 24 exons.
UUCCUCACAUCGGCUGUGCCCUGCCCACUCCUCCAGCACGUGGGGAGGUUGGGCGGGUCGUCGACGCGCACAGCCGCUCCACCUCCAAGGCGUUGUGGAAGAAAGGAUCUCAGUACACUGGAUACUACAUCACAAGAGGAUACACAAGAAGAAUAUUUGUGUUGUGUUGACCGUCCAACGAGAAGAAAAAAACCCGCCCUCGCUCGCGCACAGCAGGAUCAUAACGCACAGACUGUAGAUUCCCUGUUCGUGCGCUCGUUUGGGUGCGACCCGUCAAAGAAAUCAGAUUUCUCUGGGCGACUUGUGUUUACACAGGAGCCAUCCAGAGCCACGUUUCAGCGAGCAAGCCUCACUGGGACAGUACAGUGCAGGACUGUUCUGGGGUUGACUCCAUGCCCAUGCAAACAGUGGAGGAACACAGAUGGGAAAUAGCUCUAAUAUCCUGUUUCACUUGAAGUCCUUGAAGACUGAGAAGUCCAGUGGAGGUAUUAUGGAGAUAUUUGGAAACAUGGAGCGCAGCAGCUGAUCGAGCACAUGUUGUGUAGUAGGUAGUGAUCAGUUGAUAAACUUUCACGAUGGAUAUGGGCAAUGGAGGUGCUGCAAACUAGCCACAACUGCGCUUGACAUUUGGAUGAAGGAAAUGAUACAUUAGCCUGCUGUUUGAAAUCAUCACUAAAGUUCUUCAACGCGUCCAGCGAGCUGAAAGUCAGCUGGGUCCACAAUCAUGGAGAGUCAGGAUGAGAGGGAGAGCAGUCCUCCCAAGUCGGACCGCAGGUUUUCCCUGACUUACAUCGGUGGCUCCUUACUCGACAGGCGGACCACCCUCCCCAUGCUGCCCUGGCUGGUGGCUGAGAUCCGCCGCAGAGGAGAGAGGGGCGACUGCGGCCCCGUGGUGCAGCCCAGAGAGGUCCAGCUGGUUCUCAACCCCCCUUUCGUGCGGUGUGUUCCUUCCAGCAGCAACAACUCCUCAGUGUUUAUAUUCGAGCACAAAGCGCAGUUGAUCUCUCGCUUCAUUCACAACAGCAAUGACCUCACAUACUUCGCCUAUCUGCUGCGGGGACAGCCGGACAACCCCGAGUCCGAGAUGUCCUGUCAUGUCUUCAAAGCCUGCGACCCCAGCCAGGUCCCCGAGGUGAUCAGCAGGAUUCGCCAAGUGUCCAAAUCUGCCCUAAAGCAAGAAGCCAAGCCCAAACAGGAAGCUGAUGAUGCCUUCUAUAACUCCCAGAAGUAUGAAGUGCUUUACUGUGGCAAGGUUACAGUUGUGCACAAAAAGGCUCCAUCCACCCUUGUCGAUGACUGCAUCGACAAGUUUCGUCAGCAUGAGGUCGAGCGAAAGCGCCUACGACUGCUCAACGGUCAGAGAGGGUCCACAGAAAAUGCCCCUGUGGAGUUCCUCAUUGGGGGAGAUGGAGACCCUCUGUCAUCUGCACUGAAUGAAUGUAAAGAAGGCCUUGAAGUGCCAGGAGUGGAGGAUAUGACUGGAGGUGUAGGUAUUGGUCUGACCAGCAAUUCCAGUCAGAGCAGUCUACGUGGAGCAUUCCCUGAGUGCAUCCUAGAGGAUUCAGGAUUUGAGGAGCCUCAGGAGUUUCGUACCCGCUGCAGCAGCCUGGCAGGGAAUGUGCAGAGAAAGCCAGGAGAAGGCAUCAUUUUGGGUCCUACACGCCGUAGACACUCCAGUGCACCUAACCACGUCCAGCCAUCUGAUGCAGACAAGAACCGCACCAUGCUCUUCCAGGUCGGGCGUUUUGAAGUAAACCUCAUAAGUCCAGACAGUAAAACAGUGGUGCUGGAGAAGAACUUCAAAGAUAUCUCAUCCUGCUGUCAGGGUAUUAAGCAGUCUGACCAUUUUGGAUUUAUCUGCAGGGACCAGUCAGAGUCUGGUCCCAGUCAGUAUGUGUGCUACAUUUUCCAGUGUGCCAGUGAGUCCCUGGUGGAUGAGGUGAUGUUGACCCUGAAGCAGGCCUUCUCCACAGCAGCAGCCUUACAGAGCAACAAAACCCCAAUCCAGCUAUGUGAGGCCUGCCCCAUGCAUGACCUGCACAAGCUCUGUGAGAGGAUUGACGGUCUCUACCCACCAAGAGCAAAGCUGGCAAUCCAAAAAUAUCUCUCCCAGCUGACUGACAAUGAGCAGGCGGAGAUUUUUGAGCGAGUUCAGAGAUUAAAGCCUGGAUCAGACCAGGAGGAGAAUGAGCUGGUGAUUCUCCAUCUGAGACAGCUCUGUGAGUCCAAACAAAAGACACACCUCCACAUCGGAGAGGCCCCUCAGAAUGCUGCCAACAGCUCAUCAGCAGGUGACAGCGCCGCCACCAGCAGCCGCUUCAAACUUGAUAUUCUGAAGAACAAAGCCCGCACGUCUCUCACCAGCUCCCUGGAGAACAUCUUUGCUCGGGGUGCCAGCAGAAUGCGGGGCCGUUUGGGAAGCAUGGGAAGCAUGAGCAGCUUUGAAAGGCAGGAUGAGGAAUCUCCUGGCCACUCCCCUCCAGGUUCUCCUCCUUCUUUCCACGAAGACGACCCUGAAGGCGGUCUGCAGUUCCGUCGACGUGCCCACACCUUCAGCCAUCCACCUGUGAAGAAACGCAUUUCUUUCGAGGGCCAGCCGACCAACCCGAGCAAACCGCUGCGCAGACAACAGUCAGUGAAUGCAGAACUGCUGCAGAGCAGUCCUGUGGCUGUCUCUAGAACUCGCAGCGUUUCGGAGAGCGAGUCCACCUUCAGCCUCCCCUCCUCCUUCCCCGCCCCCACUUUCCUGAAAAGCUUUUACCAGGGCUCGCUGGGCUCCCUCAGCUCCCUGGGCUCCCUCAGCUCCCUGGCAGACAGUGGGAGCCUCAAGAGCAAUGGAGAAGGCAGAAAAAGGACGCUGUCUGGCUGCAGCAGCGACUCAGUAGGUGGAGGUCUCCCUCCUCCGACCCCACGCAGGGUCUCCUGGAGACAGAAGAUCUUCCUGAGGGUCGCUUCGCCCAUGCACAAGCCAUCUGCCUCCAUGGAGCACGCAGACCACUCUGACAGCAGGGAGCUGUUGCCCCUCUCCCCUCGUGCCUUCGAUUCGACUCUAGACCCCUUGGGGCGACAUCUGCCUCCAAAAGGAACCAGCCUUACCGGAGAGAGGCCUAAGAGGACGAGUGCUGACUACCGGGCCCUCUGGAAGACCGCCAUCCACCAGCAGAUCCUCCUGCUGCGUAUGGAGAAGGAGAACCAGAGGCUGGAGGAAGCGAGCAGGGAUGAGCUUCACAUCCGCAAGAUGAAGCUGGACUACCAGGAAGUGGGCCAGUGCUCCAAAGACACUCAGGCAUCGUGGGAGAGAAAACUGAGCGCCCCAGGCAGAACGACGGUCCCACAAGACAAGGAGGAGAUGUAUCGAGCUCUCUGCCAAGGUGUUCCCAAGAGCAGGCGAGGGGAGGUCUGGUUACUCCUUUCCCAUCAGCACAGGCUGCGACACAGACUCCCUCAGCGCCAGCAGGCCCCCGAAACCCCCUACUAUGACCUGCUGAAGCAGCUCACUGCUCAGCAACACUCUAUCCUGGUGGAUCUAGGCCGGACCUUUCCCACCCACCAGUACUUCUCGGCCCAGCUGGGUGCAGGGCAGCUCUCCCUCUACAACCUCCUGAAAGCCUACUCUCUGCUGGAUACAGAGGUUGGCUACUGUCAGGGUAUCAGCUUUGUGGCUGGAGUAUUGCUGCUCCACAUGAAUGAGGAACAAGCCUUUGACAUGUUGAAGUUUCUCAUGUAUGAUCUGGGCAUCAGGCAGCAGUUCAGACCGGACAUGGUUUCUCUGCAGAUUCAGAUGUACCAGCUCUCCAGACUGUUACACGACUACCACCGCGAGUUGUACAAUCACUUUGAGGAGCACGAGAUCUGCCCCAGCCUCUACGCAGCGCCGUGGUUCCUCACUCUCUUCGCCUCACAGUUCCCCCUCGGCUUUGUGUCCCGCAUCUUUGAUUUGAUAUUUGUCCAAGGCACCGGUGUGAUCUUUAAAGUGGCCCUCUGUUUGCUGAGCAGACAUGAGAAGGAGCUAGUGGAGUGCGACAGCUUCGAGAGCAUUGUGGACUAUCUGAAAACUACCCUUCCCACCUUCACUCCCGAACAGAUGGAGCAGACCAUUGCAAAGGUCAUGGAGAUGGACAUAUCCAAGCAGCUGCAUACAUACGAAGUAGAGUACCAUGUUCUGCAAGAUGAGAUGUUAGACUCAGGACCGCUGACGGAUGAGUCGGACCGGCUCGACAAAGUAGAAAAGACAAAUUCCCAUUUGAAGAAACAGAACAUGGAACUGCUGGAGAAACUUCAGGCUGCGCGACAGAAGAUCCAGACGCUGGAGACGAGCGUGGAGAGCUUCCUUUCUCGGGAGAGCAAAAUGAAACACAUGAUCCGCACUCUGGAGCAAGAGAGGGCAGCGUACCAGAAGACCAUCGAACGCAUGCGCUCAUGCGUUCCCCCCGACGCCCUGACAGAUGUGGAGAUGACCCAGAUCAAAACAGGACCCAAUGGGAAAGCCAAAACUGCAGCCAAGAAGCCCUGAUGGCAAACAGGGUGCUGCUGGCUGCUCUGGGCAGGCACACAGGCACAGACUGAAGUGAACAAAUGGAGACUGCUGAGCCCACACAGCUAUUGUUCUACUGCUACACCAGAGACGCAGCGUUCUGUAAAUGUCUGGCCUUGAGACUGUAUGGGAAAUAUCUACGUGAUAUUUGUCGGCGUAUAAAAGAGUUGUGGGUGGAUGAUUUCAGUUGUGCUAGCAAACAAACAGACUGUUCCAUGAGUGCAUCAAAGCUGCUGUUGUGUCUCAUCUGUUUCACUAAAGGUGAAAUCAGGAUGCUUAUCUUUCCUUCUUACUCAGAUGUUUUUGGUAAUCAAAGGGGAAUCUUUCUAGAUUGACUGUAAAAGUGUCUGCCUUUACUAAUCUCUUUCCACUGCCUUGAAUUGUUUACUACCACAAAGGCAGAGGUGCCUGCUGGCAAACACUCCUCAGGACCUCCAGUGCAACUUAAAGCCAUUAGCAGCGUGUAUGAUCCUGGAGUUGACCCCAUUGUUUCACUUGUUUUUGAGCUCAUUUCAGGCAUGGAAACUAUGCCUCUGAGUAAUCACACUGCUUUGUUAUUUCCUUUUGUUGACUUGAAUUUUUUUGUGAAUGUCACUUCCCUCCAAAGAUCAUCGCAAUCACGUCGUGUUUUCAAAACAAGAGACAUCUCGCUGCACACCUGCCGCAGCAUCAGGCUUUUAAAUUCCUGCAGACGCAUUGUCUAUCUGCUCGUCUUGCAGCGCUGCACCACUGCCUUCACUUGAGAGAUCUUUCUUACUCGCACUUGCUGCUUAUUGUAAAAAAGGAGGAAGUGUUUCUUCCAAAGCUCAGGCAGGAUGUGAGGUUGUCUGCCUUCUCAGCUUCCUGUGUGACUGACCGCGGUGUCGCCUCACUGAAGCAGAGUUCACACCCCGCAGGAGGCACUGAAAAAAGAAAAAAAAAAAAGACUGAAGGUGGAGGAGUGAUCUGAAUGUACAUCACUGGCUUUUUUGUUCAGAGUCUGUCACAUUUGUGUUUCUGACAAAAGUAGCAUCACUCUUAUGUCUUGGAGUUCUCAACAGUGGAAGCAACACGCAGGUUAAGAUUUCAAAAGAACACAUAUCUGAAGAUGCAUCGCUUGAGGUCACGAUUUUAUGAUUGCAGUGAAACCAGAGUGUUAAAGUGAACAGAGUUUCACUUUGAGUGGAAUCAGUCUCUGCUGACACUUGGUAAAUACAGUACAUGUACAUACAGGCUGUGCAGAGACCUGUCUGGCUGUACGGACACACAGUUCAAAUGAGUGUAAAGUGUGUCCCUGGCUCUCUCCUCGGUUCUGUUUUGUCCCACCUCCGUGUCUGACUCACCAUCACUGGUUCAGACAGAAAGAAAAGCAGUCUUGGGCUUGACUCUGCUUUCAUAAAAUACUCUUACAUUAAAACCAAGGUGAUGUCUGUAGCAUGGAAAAAGUACUUACUGAAAGGGUCUAUCAGUCUUCCCGUCCUUGGUGACAUUUGUGUCUGUUUAAAGUUUGUAUUCUCAAACUCACAGCCUCUGGUAUACAAUACAAAUAUGUCCAGCAAUCCUCUGUAUUUGCAUAUACAGGGAGCACUUGUCUUCUUUUACGUUACUGGAUCUCAAAAUUCAAGUUAGAAAGCAUUCACUGUAAUGCUGAAAUGAACUGAAGUUUGAAGCAAAUGUCUCAUAAUAAUAAUAACAACAGAGGAAUAUGAACCUCCAAACAGCAGGGAUACAUUCAAGAGAGCAGAAAGUGAAACAUAUCAAACAUCUCUUUUUAAAGCAUGUCAGAGUAUACAUAGGAAGCAGGCCUACAUCUUCUUCUCUGUAUUUUUAAAGUUACAGUAUUUGUGCAUCAUUCAUUUUGACAGUGGAACCAAAGAUUUGGUUGUUUUAAAAAAAAGAAAGAAAGAAUGAGUUCAUCCAAAAUGCUGUAAUGUAACUGUAUUGUGUUUUAACGUGACAAUCAUUCUGUCACUACACAUCUUUUCUGCAUCUUUACAUAUGUUCUUUGGGAUAAAAGCUUGAAAAGAAACCAAAUAAAGAGGAAAAAAAAAGUAACUACAACAAAAAAAAGUGACAGGCUGGUUUACUCACAGCUCGUAUCUUAUUCUUUUGUGCCAAAAGGUAACAACAGCCUUCAUUAUCCUUCUAUCAGAGAUACAAGACCACCUAAUGAGUAAGACAAGCCCAUCGUAGCAGUCACUGAAGGGUCUGUGUUGUACAUCAGUAGCUUGAAGUCUCGACUGCCUAAUUGUGCUUUCAUCACUGUGUUAAGAGAAGAUUCUCACUUAAAGUUGGAUUGUUUUUUUGUCAACAUUAGGGCUACACAAAAGCAAAGAAACUGUCAAAAAGUCUUCAAUAAAACUCACUGCCUUGUUUCUGA